CUUAGCUGUUGUGGGGGAAGUCAGAUCGUGACAGGCAAGCAGUGGUGAACUGUAAACAUGGCGGCGUGCAGUGCUACAGGGCUGUGCCGAACACCCCGUUACUAUUAGUCUGAGAGGCGGAGACACCCCGAAAAUGGAGACCGAAGAGGAGCAGCAUAUCACCACGCUCCUCUGCAUGGGUUUCCCGGACCCCGACGUGAUACGGAAAGCGCUCCGGCUGGCAAAGAACGACAUCAACGAGGCAGUGGCGCUGCUGACAAACGAAAGCCCCGGACUCGGGUAUGGAUACGAGCCGAUGGAGAGUGGGCCUGCCCCCGGCUUGGGCUCGAGCGGAGAAGGAGAAAACAGCGGGCGGACUGGAACGGGAGGGUUCGACCCCCCUCCGGCAUACCACGAUGUGGUGGACAGCGAGAGAAACAAUGAUGAGAAUGGUAACUGCUCUGGAGUCAGCAUGGAGUUUCCCACCACCAACCUGUAUGAGCUGGAGAGUCGAGUCUUUACUGACCACUGGUCCAUACCUUACAAGAGAGAAGAGUCCCUGGGCAAGUGUCUUAUUGCCUCCACCUGCCUUGCCCGACACGGUCUUGCUGACGCGGACGAGAACUGCAAGCGAUUUAUGGACCGAUGCAUGCCAGAGGCCUUUAAAAAGUUGCUGACCAGCAGUGCCGUGCACAAGUGGGGCACUGAGAUACAUGAGGGAAUCUACAACAUGCUCAUGUUGCUGGUGGAGCUGGUUGCAGAGAGGGUGAAACAGGAUCCUGUGCCUGUGAACCUGAUGGGAGUCCUCACCAUGGCCCUUAACCCGGACAAUGAAUAUCACUUCAAGAACCGGAUGAAGGCCUGCCAGAGGAAUUGGGCUGAAGUUUUUGGAGACGAGGCCAACAUGUUUGCUGUCUCUCCCAGCAACACCUAUCAGAAAGAGCCUCAUGGUUGGCUGGUUGAUUUGGUGAAUCGAUUUGGCGAGUUGGGAGGAUUUACAGCCAUCCAAACGAAGCUCAACACUGACGAGAUCGAGAUUGCUUGUGUAUCAGCUCUGGUUCAGCCUCUCGGAGUUUGUGCUGAAUAUCUAAACUCAAGCCUUGUCCAGCCUAUGCUAGAUCCAGUUAUCCACAAGAUGAUCACAUAUGUGCAGAACCUGGAAGAAAAGGACCUUAAAGACAAGCGUCUCGUCAGCAUCCCAGAUCUGCUGUCGGCCAUCAAGCUGUUGUGUAUGAGGUUCCAGAGGGAGCUGGUCACUGUCGUUGAUGACCUGCGGCUGGACACGCUGCUGCGAAUGCUCAAAACGCCUCACUUCUCCACCAAGAUGAACUCCCUCAAAGAGGUGACAAAGCUGAUAGAAGAGAGCACGGUGUCAAAGACUGUGAAAAAUGCCAUCGACACUGAUAAACUGUUAGACUGGCUUGUAGAGAACUCAGUCCUGUCAAUAGCACUGGAAGGGAACAUUGAUCAGGCUCAGUACUGUGAGAGGAUUAAGGGAAUCAUUGAACUGCUAGGCAGCAAACUGUCGCUGGAUGAACUGUCCAAGAUCUGGAGAAUACAGGCAGGCCAGUCAUCAACUGUAAUAGAAAACAUUCACACAAUAAUCGCUGCCGCUGCUGUGAAGUUCAGCUUUGAUCAGCUCACUCACCUCUUCGUCCUCAUCCAAAAGAGCUGGGAGGUUGAGAGUGACCGGGUCAGACAAAAGCUGCUCAGCCUGAUCGGGAGGAUAGGCAGAGAAGCUCGCUCCGAAGCUACAACAGGAAAGGUGCUGGAAGUGCUGUGGGAGCUGGCCCACCUCCCCACUCUGCCCACCAGCCUGGUGCAGCAGGCUCUGGAGGAGCACCUGGGGAUCCUGAGUGAUGCCUACGCCGUCAAGGAGACUGUGAAGCGCAGUUACAUCAUCAAAUGCAUUGAGGACAUUAAGAAGACUCACAAUCCAGAGGACAGUAAAGGCAGCGACAUUCAAAUCCCAUUUCAUAUUGGCACUUGGGGCAAGAAGAAAUCAAACUCUUUGGCUAAAGCCUCUCAGCAGAGCAGUCCUCAGACCGUCUGGGUCGUUCCAGCUCUCCGUCAGCUGCAUGAGAUCACCCGCUCUUUCAUAAAGCAGACCUACCAGAAGCAAGACAAGAGCAUUAUUCAGGAUCUGAAGAAAAACUUCGAGAUCGUCAAACUGAUCACGGGAUCCCUCGUGUGCUGCCAUCGACUGGCCGUGACGGCGGCGGGUAAUAACAGCAUCUCAGGCUCAACCCUGGUGGAUGGACGAUACACCUACCAAGAGUAUCUGGACAGCCACCUGCGCUUCCUGGCCUUCUUCCUCCAGGAGGCCAGCCUCUACCUGGCCUGGAACAGGGCCAAGGAGCUCUGGGAGUGUCUGGUGUCGGGGCCGGACGUUUGUGAACUUGACCGUGAGAUGUGUUUCGAAUGGUUCACCAAAGGACAACAUGACCUCGAGAGCGACGUGCAACAGCAGCUCUUCAAGGAGAAGAUCUUAAAACUGGAGCCUUACGAGAUCACGAUGAAUGGUUUCAAUCUGUUUAAGACCUUCUUUGAGAAUGUUAAUCUUUGUGAUCAUCGCCUGAAGCGCCAGGGAACUCAGCUGUGCGUGGAGCGCCUUGACCUCGCAGGGAUGGAUUUCAUCUGGCGCAUCGCCAUGGAAACCCCCGAUGAAGAGAUAGCAAAUGAAGCAAUCCAGCUUAUUAUCACAUACAGCUACACCAACCUCAAUCCCAAGAUGAAGAAGGACUCCGUGUCGUUGCACAAGAAGUUCAUUGCUGAUUGCUACAAGCGAUUAGAGGCAGCCAGCUCGGCCCUGGGUGGGCCAACUCUAACGCACGCUGUUACCAGGGCAACCAAGAUGCUGACGGCCACGGCCAUGCCAACAGUUGCCACAUCUGUACAAUCACCAUCCAGGUACAGAGGGGGGUUUGGGUCCACGAAGCUGGUGAUCAUUGAGAGACUGCUGCUAUUGGCUGAGCGAUACGUCAUCACUAUAGAGGACCUGUACUCAGUUCCUCGCACUAUUCUACCUCAUGGGGCCUCGUUCAAUGGACACCCUGUCACUCUUCACAUUACCUAUGAGUCAACCAAAGACACUUUCACUUUAGAGACCCACAGUAAUGAGACGAUAGGAAGUAUCCGGUGGAAAAUAUCCGAGCACUUGAGCUGUCCGGUGGAUAACGUUCAGAUCUUUGCCAAUGAUAGCGUGUUGACCAUGAAUCGGGACCAGAAGCUUCUGUCCCAGCUUGGCUUCAACGACGAGCAGAGCCUGACUGUGAAGAGCUCAGGCACUGGCACUCCCUCUGGCAGCUCCGAGUCUUCAGCCUCCGCCUCGAGCAGUUCCAGCUCUGCUGUCUUCAACUCUGCCUAUGCCUUGGAGCAGGAGAAAUCGCUACCUGGGGUAGUGAUGGCUUUGGUCUGCAAUGUGUUUGAGAUGCUUUACCAGCUGGCGAACCUGGAUGAAUCCAGGAUCACUCUUCGCGUGAGGAAGCUGCUGCUGCUCAUUCCAACUGAUCCUGAAGUUCAAGAUGCACUCGAUAACUUUGUUCCCAAAGAGUCCAGUGUCUGGAGCCAUCAGAAGACAUUGUUCACCCUCGGCCAAGGUGCAGGCUCUCGAUCUCCAUCCAUGUCCUCGAAGCAACAACAUCAGCCCAGCGCUGCAUCCAUCCUAGAGUCAUUGUUCAGAUCUUCCGCCCCUGGAAUGUCUACAUUCAGAGUGCUGUACAACCUGGAGGUGUUGAGCUCAAAGCUCAUGCCCACAUCUGAUGAUGAGAUGGCCAAAACCAGCAGCAAAUCCUUCUGCGAGAACUUCCUGAAGGCAUCCGGCCUCAGUCUGGUCGUGAAUGUCAUGCAGAGAGAUUCUAUCCCAUCAGAAGUGGACUAUGAGACGAGACAAGGAGUCUAUUCCAUCUGUCUCCAGCUGGCCAGGUUCCUUCUGGUUGGUCAGAGCAUGCCCGCAGUGCUGGAUGACGACGUUAUCAGAGAUGGAGAGGCGCUGUCGUCCCGUCCGUUCCGCAAUGCUGGACGAACCGGGCGGCAGUUGUCUCUCUGUGGAACUCCAGAGAAGUCCUCAUACAGACAGAUGUCGCUGUCUGAACGCUCGUCCAUACGAGUGGAGGAGAUCAUACCUGCUGCUCGUGUUGCUAUUCAGACCAUGGAAGUGGGGGACUUUACAUCUACCGUGGCCUGUUUCAUGCGUCUGACCUGGGCCGCUGCAGCAGGCCGGUUGGAUCUGGUUGGGAGCCCACAGCCAAUCAGAGAGAGCCACGGCACUCUUCUGCAGCAUGGAGUGCGCACUCGGGUCAGCAGUACUGGGAGCAACUGCAGCUCCAGCAGCGAGGGUGAAACUACGCCCACAGCGCUGCAUGCUGGGAUAUGCGUCCGGCAGCAGAGCGUGUCCAUUAAAGAUGCCAUCAUUGCCAGGGAGGCUUUGUCGCUGUUGGUUACCUGCCUGCAGUUACGCUGCCAGCAGCUGUGUUCUUUUUACAACCUUCCUUCUGUCAGUGAUUUUAUUAUCGACGUUCUGCUGGGGUCUCCCAGUGGAGAGAUCCGCCGCGUAGCCUGUGAUCAGCUGUACACUCUGAGUCAGUCGGACACGUCGGCCUUCCCCGAUGUCCAGAAGCCGAACCUGUUCCUUCUCUCCGUCGUCCUCACUGCCCAGCUGCCACUGUGGAGUCCCACAUCUGUCAUGAGGGGGGUCAACCAGAGGCUGCUGUCCCAGUGCACCGAGUACUUUGACCUGAGAUGUCAGCUCUUGGAUGACCUAACCACGUCAGAGAUGGAGGUGCUGAAAGUGAGUGCAGCCACCAUGCUGGAGGACGAGAUCUCUUGGCUCGACAACUUUGAACCCAGCUGGAGCUCCGAGAUGGAGACCAGCGAGGCGGAUAACAUCCUCCUGGCAGGACACCUCAGACUCAUCAAGACGUUACUCUCGCUCUGCGGCAGUGAGAAAGAGCAUCUCGGUCCGUCUCUCAUCCAGCAGCUUUUGGAUGACUUCCUGUUUCGAGCUUCACGCAUCAUCAUCAACAGUUCGAACCCCACACCUUCCCCGGCCCCGAGCCACGACUUCCACCCCAAGUGCAGCACAGCCAGCAGCCGGCUGGCGGCCUACGAGGUGCUGGUGAUGCUGGCAGACAGCUCGCUCUCCAAUCUGCAGCUCAUCACCAGAGAGCUGCUGUCCAUGCAUCACCAGUCAGACCCUUCCAUCUGCAAGGAGUUCGACUAUCUGCCUCCAGUGGAGAGCCGAUCCGUCUCAGGUUUUGUUGGACUGAAGAACGGUGGAGCCACAUGCUACAUGAAUGCUGUAUUCCAGCAGCUUUACAUGCAGCCUGGCCUGCCAGAGGCUUUCUUGUCCAUUGAGGAUGACACAGACCAGCCAGAAGAGAGUGUCUUCUACCAGGUCCAGUCUUUGUUUGGACACCUGAUGGAGAGCAAACUGCAGUACUACGUACCAGAGAACUUCUGGAAGAUCUUCAAAAUGUGGAAUAAAGAGCUUUAUGUGAGAGAGCAGCAAGAUGCCUAUGAGUUCUUCACCAGCCUGGUGGACCAGCUUGAUGAACAUCUCAAGAAAAUGGGUCGAGAGCAGAUCUUCAAAAACACAUUUCAGGGAAUUUUCUCAGACCAGAAGAUCUGUAAAGACUGCCCUCACCGUUACGAGCGUGAGGAGACCUUCAUGGCGCUGAACCUCGGCGUGACUUCCUGUCAGAGUUUGGAGAUUUCAUUAGACCAGUUCGUGAGAGGAGAAGUGCUGGAGGGCAGCAAUGCCUACUACUGUGAGAAAUGUAAAGAGAAGAGGACCACCGUAAAAAGGACGUGCAUCAAGUCUCUGCCCAGCGUUCUCUGUAUUCACCUCAUGCGCUUUGGCUUUGACUGGGAAAGUGGACGCUCCAUCAAAUACGAUGAGCAGAUCAGGUUCCCCUGGGUGUUGAACAUGGAGCCCUACACCGUCUCUGGAAUGGCUCGUCAAGACUGCAGCGGCGAGGGAGGUGAGGGAAGAGUCGACGGGACCUCAGGAGGGUCGCCCCGAAAGAAAGUCACCAUUUCUGAGAACUACGAGCUGGUUGGAGUUGUCGUCCACAGUGGACAGGCGCACGCUGGACACUACUACUCCUUCAUCAAGGACAGACGUGGCAGCGCCCGUGGACGUUGGUACAAGUUCAACGACAACGUGGUGGAGGAGUUCGACAUGAACGAUGAAACUCUGGAGUAUGAGUGCUUUGGAGGAGAGUAUCGUCCCAAAGUUUACGACCAGUCGAAUCCGUACCCUGAUGUGCGGAGGAGGUACUGGAAUGCCUACAUGCUGUUCUAUCAGAAGAUCAGCGAUCAAAACUCGCCAGUCCUGCCCAAGAAGAGCAGAGUCAGCAUCAUGAGACAGGAGGCCGAGGACCUCACGCUAUCUGCCCCAUCCUCCCCAGAUGUUUCCCCACAGUCCUCUCCCCGCCCGCCACGAGCCAACAACGACCGCCUCACAAUCCUCACCCGCCUGGUCCGCAAGGGGGAAAAGAAGGGUCUGUUUGUGGAGAAGAUGCCCGCCAGCAUCUAUCAGAUGGUGAGAGACGAGAAUCUGAAAUUCAUGAGGAACAGAGACGUCUACAACAGCGACUACUUCAACUUCACCCUCUCCCUGGCCUCAGUCAAUGCGACAAAGCUGAAGCAUCCGGACUAUCAGCCUAUGGCCAAAGAAAGUCUUCAGCUGGCCGUUAACUUCCUCUUCCACACCUACCUGCACACCAAAAAGAAACUCCGCGUGGACACCGAGGAGUGGAUGGCAACGGUGGAGGUGUUGCUGUCGAAGAGCAGUGAAGCGUGUCAGUGGAUGGUUCAGUACCUGGUGGGACCGGAGGGACGCGAAAUCACCAGGGUCUGUCUGCUGGAGUGCAGCGUGAGGGAGGUGAGAGUGGUGGUCGCAUCCAUCCUGGAGAAGACGCUGGAGAGCGCGCUGCACUUCGGAGACCCGGGGGUGGACAACUUGAUAGACGCCCUGCUGUCCCUGCUGGACAAAGACGUCCCUGAGAAUGUGAAAAACUGCGCGCAGUACUUCAGCCUCUUCAGCAACUUCGCUCAGAGGGGUUGCGGUCCUUGUCAGCUGUUGCUGAAACACUCAGCGUAUCGCCGCAUGCUCAUCUUCCUGUUGGGACCUAAUCGGCAGAACAACCAGAACCGGCGGUGGAGCCCGGCUCAGGCUCGAGAGUUUCUUCACCUCCACACCACUCUGGCGCUCAUCACGCUGCACUCUGAUCUCGGCCCCCAGCAGACGCACGCUCCAGGAGGAUUUAAGCUGCGCCUCUGCAGCAUCCCGUCGUCCACGCCCCUCCUCCCGCUCCACGCAGACAUCCUGGCCUCACUCUUCACUCCAGAGGGGCAGCCUUAUCUUCUGGAGGUGAUGUUUGCCAUGCGGGAACUGUCGGGGCCUCUCUCCGUCCUCAUGGAGAUGGUGACCUACAGCUCCUACUGCAACGAGCCGUUUUCUCUGGGAGUGCUGCAGCUACUGAAGACCCAGCUGGAGACGGCGCCGCCUCACGAGCUGAAGAACGUUUUUCAGAUGCUGCAGGAGCUGCUGGUUGUGGAAGAUCCUCUUCAGUCCCAGAGACUCAAAUAUGCCUUUGAAUCAGAGAAAGGCCUGUUAGCUUUGAUGCAUCAGAGCAACAACGUGGACAGCCGGCGCUGCUACCAGUGCGUCAAGUUUCUGGUCACGUUAGCCCAGAAGUGUCUUCCAGCCAAGGAUUACUUCAAGGACCUGUCGGGUCACUGGAGCUGGGCCGUGCAGUGGCUUCAGAAAAAGAUGACAGAACAUUACUGGACCCCACAGAGCAACGUCUCCAACGAGACAUCCACCAAUAAAACCUUCCAGCGCACCAUUUCUGCACAGGAUACCUUGGCCUACGCUACGGCGCUGCUGAACGAGAAGGAGCAGUCCGGCAGCAGUAACGGCUCCGACGGCAGCCCAGCAAACGAGAACGCCGACCGCAGCCUCCGACAGGGGUCAGAGUCUCCCAUGAUGCUCUGUGAUUCGAAGAGCGAUCUAGAAGACGUCGACUCCUAGUUCCUCCGGUCGGUGGGACUCCCCCCCGCGGAGCGGAGGCACAGCUCCGGCAGCCAUAUGAGAAAAGAAAAAAAAAAAAAAUGAAAGGGCUGCACUUCACCUCUGAUUGGUCUGGACAUUUCGGGACUCCACAGAAAGCCAAUCAGAACAGUUUGUCUCGCGGUCGCUACGGCAACGAAGGAGCUCUGAAUAAGCGAUGAAUUACUUCCUUUGAGACCAGCCGGGGCGGCGGCGGCAGAGAUGCAUUGUCAUUAAGGGCAGCAGAGUUGAUUUGGGUGGGAAGUGCAAAUAACCCUCCACAAUCACGGAUGACUUCCGUUUUAUCUUUUUAUUCAUUCAUUCACUCAGAAUGACAACCAGGUGGAGGAUGGGUUUGGGUUGUGUUUUAACAAUUUUCUGCUCAUAUUUGCCAAUGUACCUACACAGACAUAUUCAUACUGUAAAGAUAUGUAAUUUCCAUUGUAAGAUAGUAUAAGUCUUCUGUGCUCUUUUCCACAGCCAUACCGAUAGCGAGAGGUCAGGUUUUAGCCGCUCCAGAGGAACUCACAGACACACGUGCUCACUUGUACAGGAACACCUCCACACACGAGCACCUGGGAGGAGGGUGGGGUUUCAGUAUGCACUUUAUAGUCUAGCCCGGUCCUUUGUGAUGUACAGCAGCAGCAGCAGCACCGGCCGGUUCCUCUAGGGCCUCCUCACACUCAUGUCCUCCUCUUUUCGCUUUCAACAACUUAAUAUUUGCAGUGCCACAUAUGCAGACACACGGACGCGCCCCCCCCCCCCACCCAUAGCGAAGGCUGCAGCUUGACCUUUGACCCCUGGCCGUCACACUGUAGCCUCGGGGAGGGGGUAUGCAGUAUGGAGGCAGAUGCUGUCCCAGAAACGGGACGGCUUCAGCGCCCUCAGCAAAUCUGAAAGGAGCAGUGCCACCGUCAGCUCUCUCUCCACUCCUCCCGCCUCCUUUUUUCUUCCUCCUGCUGACAGCCAGCCUCAUGUGCGAGAGUUUUUUUCUUUCUGUCUUUUCUUUUUAAGACUGUUUCAUGUCGAGGGAUGCAUAGAUACCACUUUUUUAUGAUCUUGUCUUGCAAUUAUUUUUCUUAGAUUUUCUUUUUUUUUUUAAUUUCUGACUUAAUUUUCCUUUGAACAUCUGAUCACUGACAGUUUUUUCCCCUCAACAUGGCUACACACUUAGCUCUAACAAAAACGAAAAAAAAAAAUUAUUUUUUUAAAGGUUUGAUUUUUAAUCGAAUACCACUCUACGUGCUUUGAAGUUUUUUUGUUUUGUUUUUUUUUUUACAUUUAAUUAAGAACACAAAGCUUUGUUUGUGGAUGACAUGUUACUGAGUGCAGCAGACCUGUAGAUCGUGGCUCUGUGCUGCAGUGUUCAAUCAAACAUCUGAAAUAAACCCGCCAUCAACACCAGACGCUUUUUAUGGGAAAUGACUGGAUUUAUUCUGGUAUCAGUGCAUCCCUACUAUUCUUUGCCGGUUUUUAAUUUUGACUUUUAGUGUGUAUGUGUGUGUGUGUCUGGAUGGACUGAAUGCCAGAGAGGAUUUUUUUUUUUUUAAGGACUGACAAGCCUUAUGCAAGCAAAGCUGAUCUCAAAGCGCACACAUCAGGUGUGGUGGGCCGCCAGUGCCAACUGAGGGUAGGGAGGGGGCUCAUGAUUUUUUUUUUUUUUCAUUAUUAUUAUUAUUUUAGGUGCCAAGGUUACAUAUUACACAAAUACACACCACACAAAUAACACUUGGAUAAAACUUGUGGAUAAAGAUGCAAGCGUGUGUGCCACUGCUCCACAUCGCUCACAGAACAGGUUGUCCUCACGUCACCGUUACCUCCACUUGAUCAGGUUUCUUUUUGCUUUUUGUCAUGCCGGGGCUGCAGCCCACCCCCAGUGGGCUCGUCUCGCUUUUUUGCUUCACCUUUUGCAUUUCGUCUACCUUUGGACACACCUUGAGGAGCUGAACACAAAUGUAGCUCUGGUGUUCACUGGAGAGCAACACCUGCCCCCACCCCCCCCACACCCACCCACCCCUUUGUUUUCGGGAGACUUGAAGUGCCUUAACCUCCCGACCCCGCACGCCCCUCACCCCCACCCCUCCACACGUUGCAUCUCAGAUGAGGUGCGCCGACAUCCGUGCCACCAAACCGGUCUCUCCUGUGGCCGCAUAGCUCUGCUGUAGGAGUGCAAUAGGGCUGCCUCAUGUCCAUCGUUCCCCAAACUACGACAGGGAAUUCCCUCCGCGUUGUGACAAAGGAUUGUAGGAAUGUGACUGUUGAUGCCGCGUGUGGACGGAUCGGGGGGGUUGUGUACAUUUUACUCUGUUGAAACAGGGUGCAGGUGUCAGCGCAGGUUUGGGUGGAGGUUGGGGGGAAAAAAUGCUGCUUUUCACGCUCCAGCGGAGACACUUUGUAGAUACCAAUUAUUGCAAAGUAGCUUUUUCUUUUUUGUUUUUUGUUUUUUUGUUUUUUUUUAUAGAACGGAAAAGUCACAGUCGUUCUGAAGACAUGAGCCUAAACUAGUUUAGCAGAUUAGCCUCUCAGCUUUAACAGGUCAAUGUUUACAGUGUGAGGACCAUAGGGCAAUCAUGCAAAACCAUUGUUUCAGCUUCCACUUGAAGUCAAUCCACCAAGUCUCCUCCACAUCCUCAGACCCGGAGGAGAGUUGAAAAGUUGUUUUUAUUUUUUUAUUUUUUUUUAUACCUUCUACACACACAGACACACACACACACACACACGUGCACCCACUUCACACAAGCUUCAUUUCCCUCUCGAUCUCACUAGAUGUGAAUGUCACGUUGUGCUCUCCGGCACAUUUGCAUGUGUGGCAGUAAGUGGUGGUGAAGUUCGUCUUUUCUGUGUGAUGGGGGGGGGGGGAAGAGAAGCCCUUCCCCCUCUUCCACAUUUUGUUUGCCGUGUAAUUUGAUGUCAUUUGCGCUUACUGUCACAAACACGAUCCUCCUGUGUUGGCUGGUUGCGUGCUGUCUGAGGAAGCUGCAUGUGGUCUGUGCCAAAGCUUUGGCAAAACGAGUCGCACUGAGCCAAGAGUGUGUCAUACAGGUGCGGCCCUCUGCAACUUCAUCCAACUACACAAGAAUAGACGAAAAACAAACUUCAGAACAAUCUUUUUUUUUGUUUGUUUUAAUCCUAGGAUGCAGGGAAGGAUAGGUGAGUGCGUGGGUGGGGACUGGCAUCUGUUACGGGUUUUUAUGAUCAUUGAGUUUUAGAAACGCUGUUCUGACACCACAGGAUUCUGUAAUGCAUGUUGAAUUCAAUUUUGAUUUGUACAUCAGAGUUUGAUUAAGGGGAAAUUUGAUAUAAAAUAAACUGGAAUGCACAACUUUU
Molecule: messenger RNA, 11362 nt
Organism: Salarias fasciatus (jewelled blenny)
Lineage: Eukaryota; Metazoa; Chordata; Actinopteri; Blenniiformes; Blenniidae
Gene: usp24
Product: ubiquitin specific peptidase 24
Exons: 67
Coding region: 134-8017 (2627 amino acids)
Biological process (GO): protein deubiquitination
Cellular component (GO): cytosol; nucleus
Molecular function (GO): cysteine-type deubiquitinase activity; protein binding
Source: RefSeq, a predicted model, not a curated record